Messenger RNA from Tinamus guttatus (white-throated tinamou), 639 nucleotides. The record is from RefSeq and is a predicted model, not a curated record. NCBI's taxonomy places the organism in Eukaryota, Metazoa, Chordata, Aves, Tinamiformes, Tinamidae.
AUGGCUCAUCGGAUAUGUGGGAGAGGGGAUCAGGUGCUGGGUCGCGCGUACGCCGUGCUGAGCGACGCGGAGCGGCGCGCCGUGUACGACGAGCAGGGCACGGUGCAGGAGGAGGAGGGCGAGGAGCUGCAGCCCGAGCGCGACUGGCAGGAACACUGGAGGCUGCUCUUCAAGAAGAUCACCAUUAAGGACAUCGAAGACUUUGAGAAGAGCUACAAGGACUCGGAAGAGGAACUCGAUGAUAUCAAGGCAGCAUAUGUGGACUUCGAGGGCGAUAUGGACAAGGUCAUGGAGUCGGUGCUGUGUGCAGAAUACGCAGAUGAGCCCAGGAUAAGGAAAAUCAUACAGGGGGCCAUCGACUCCGGAGAGCUCCCCGCCUACAAGGCUUUCGUGAAAGAGUCUAAGCAGAAAAUGAACGCGAGGAAAAGGAGGGCAGAAAAAGAAGCUAGAGAGGCAGAAAAGACUAGAGAAGAAUUGGGCCUUGGUGACGGUGAAGGUGAUUUGAAAGCACUCAUUCAAAGUAGAAAUAAAGAUCGAAAAAAGGAAAUGGAUGACUUCUUGGUACAACUAGAAGCAAAAUAUGGGAAUAAUUCAAAAAAAGGAGGGAAGAAGACUGCCACCAAGAAAGGGAAGAAGUAA